Messenger RNA from Dermatophagoides pteronyssinus (European house dust mite), 2127 nucleotides. RefSeq lists its product as uncharacterized. The record is from RefSeq and is a predicted model, not a curated record. Gene Ontology annotation, biological process: long-chain fatty-acyl-CoA metabolic process; neuron differentiation; long-chain fatty acid metabolic process. Lineage: Eukaryota; Metazoa; Arthropoda; Arachnida; Sarcoptiformes; Pyroglyphidae. Gene Ontology annotation, molecular function: long-chain fatty acid-CoA ligase activity. Gene Ontology annotation, cellular component: endoplasmic reticulum; plasma membrane; lipid droplet.
AAUCUCGAUUGCUUUAGUCGAUAUGAAAUUUGUUUGAAAUAUCGUGACAUAUUGGUUUGAUCAAUCGUAUUCUUAAAGUCAAAGUGAUCUAAAACAUGUGGAAACGACUACAACGUAUAUGGCAAAAAUUUUUGCCGCAACAAGUGAUACGAAUCGUUGUUUUGUGUGUAGCAACAUUGACCAUUGUGUUUGAUAUCGUCACUCUACCUAUCUAUUUAUUAUGGUAUAAACCAUGGCAUCUAUGGCCUUUUAUAUAUCAAGAUCGUUCAGUUCAAGAUGAUGAUUAUUCUGAUGAAUUGGUUCGAAAAUCAACCCGAACACAUCUACCCGAAUUUUAUCUCAACGAUUGUCAAACAUUGGAUGAAGCAUUCAUAAAAGGUUAUAAAGUGUUCGGACCACAACAUCCAUGCUUGGCUUGGCGUCCUAUUCUCGAUCGUGAAUCGAACAAACAAAAUGACAUAAAUAUACCAUGUCUAUACAAAUUGGGCGAGUACCAAUGGAUGACUUGGGAAACACUAAUACAAUCUAUCAAUCGAUUUGGCAGCUCGUUACGUCUAAUGCUUUCAGCUCAAAAAGGAGACAGAAUCAUAAUUUAUGCUGAAACAAGUUAUCGAUGGUUCAUAGCAGCCCAAGCCAUUAUAAAAAAUGGAUCUGUAGUAGCAACAUUAUAUCCGACCCUAGAUAAUCAAGGAGUUUAUGAUGCAAUCAAAGAAUGUGAAACAACAGUCAUUGUAACUACGAAUCAACUUCUCAAAAAAUUGAUCAAACACCCGAAUAAAGAUGAGAUUUUUCAGCAAUUACGUUAUAUUAUUCUUCUUGAUCACAUGGAAAAUCAAAAGAAUAAAGACAUUGAAAAUUUGAAUUUGGAAUUAAACAACAAUAACCAAAAUGACGUCCAAUUUUUCACCUAUGAACAGAUCCUACAAGCUGGAAAAAAAGAUUUUGUUUUUUCGAAAAAUGAUCCAGAUGAUUUAGCAGUCAUUAUGUACACAUCCGGUUCUGGUGGCAGACCCAAAGGUGUUCUAAUGACACAACGAAAUAUCAUGGGAUUGUUUAAAGGUUGUAUUGGAUUACUCGAGUUUUUCUUGCACGAAACUCGUCGUCACAUUUAUAUUGCAUAUCUGCCAUUAGCACACAUUCUGGAAUUUGGUGUCGAAACAUUUGUCAUUUUACUUGGAGCGCGCAUUGGUUAUUCCACUCCGCAUACAUUAACCGAUAUGAGUGCAGGAUUGAUGGCUGGCUGUAAAGGAGAUGCAACAUUGUUGCGACCUACAGUUAUGGCCUGUGUUCCAUUAGUUUUAGAUAGGAUACGAAAAGCCAUCUUGACAAGACUGAAUCAGCUUGGUGGUCCUCAAUUUGGAACCAAAAUCAAAUUAGUCGAUUGGACGGAAGGUGGUUACACAACAACCGAUGAACCAAAUCCACGUGGCGAAAUUCAUUUAUCCUGUGAAUCCUUGUCGGUCGGUUAUUUCAAAUUAAAAGAUGUAGAUCGCGAAGCCUAUUAUGAAGAUCACAAAGGCGAUCGAUGGUUUCGAACGGGUGAUAUAGGUGAAAUGUAUCCGAACGGUUCUUUCAAGAUAAUAGACAGAAAAAAAGAUUUCAUCAAACUUCAAUUUGGUGAAUAUAUUUCCCUUAGUAAAGUGGAAACAAAACUUAAAACUUCGUAUUUGGUCAAUCAAAUCUGCGUGCUCGCUGAUUCAUUGCAUGAUCAUUUGAUCGCUCUAGUUAUUCCAAAUAAAAAAGCUAUCGAACGAAUUUGGACAAGACAAAUUGUCACCAAAUGUCAAAAAAAUGAACAUGAAAAUUGUAAUCUAGAAAAUGAAAAAAUACUGCGAAUAUUCAGAAAAAAGAUGCAAAUACAUGCCCGCUUAAAUGGUCUACGUCGAUAUGAAAUUCCUAAACAUUAUUUAUUGGUAGAGGACGAAUGGACUGCUGAAAAUGGUUUAGUCACCGCAAGUUUCAAAUUAAAAAGAAAACAAAUUCAACAUUUUUAUCAAGAAAGGAUUGAACAAAUAAUAGCAGAGAGUCGUGAAUAAAUUAUUUAUAUUUGUUUUGAAUUUGAAUUUUUGUGACACUAGAUUUGAUGCAAAAAAAAACGAUCGUCAAACAAAUGGCUUUAUCAUCAUC